Messenger RNA from Phycodurus eques (leafy seadragon), 4189 nucleotides. RefSeq names its product ADAM metallopeptidase domain 12b (gene adam12b). Gene Ontology annotation, biological process: proteolysis. Gene Ontology annotation, molecular function: metalloendopeptidase activity. Bases 346 to 3228 code for a protein of 960 amino acids. The transcript has 23 exons. The record is from RefSeq and is a predicted model, not a curated record. NCBI's taxonomy places the organism in Eukaryota, Metazoa, Chordata, Actinopteri, Syngnathiformes, Syngnathidae.
GUCUGCUUCGCUAUUCUCCUCACCGACAUCCUGGCUUUCAUUCGCUGUUGCUGUUCGCUGCCGUUCCAGCUGUCAUGUCUUCAGGGCUCCAGCAACACUCCCCCACGGAUACACUAAGCUAACACAUGUUUCCCCACCACCAGACUUGAGCGCGUCAUUCGUGUGGCGGAGUCAGGAAAACUUUCCCCUCCGCUGCUCGGUGACAGCUUCGCGUUUUGGGGAGUCUGGCUGGUUUAAAGAAGCUUUUCACGUUCCCGCUUUCUACUUUUACCUUGGAACGCUUCCCCAAUCUCGCUUUUGUGUCGGCUCAAGUCACAAGUGGGGAGUUUCCACCCGUUUUUCACCAUGAGAAGCUGGCGGCGGAGGAAGAACUCUGGCUUUCUCGUCUUCGCUGUCAUCUGGUGCCUGACCUCGGCAAUCGCUAACGUUGACACCGCGAUUUACAACACUCUGGAGGGAAGUGCCUCUGCCAAGGUCGAGCAGCCACCUCAAGCAGAACGCUAUGGGACCACUGUACCUCUGCUGCUUACUGGCCGACACAGCAGACCCCUCAGCCAACUCGAGCCAGGGGAUUAUCCGGCGACCCUCCGGCUGCUGGUCCGAGCUGAAGGUGAACAGCUAGUCCUACUGCUGGAGAAAAACGAGCGUCUUUUCGCCAGCCAUUACACAGAGACGCACUACCAGAACGAUGGACGUGUUGUCACCGGUGCGCACAACUCGACGAAGAACUGCUACUAUCACGGGGAGGUGCAGGCGCAUCCCAACUCUGACGUCACCCUCAGCGCCUGCUCGGGCCUUCGAGGCUUCAUUGUGCUUGAAAACAAGUCGUUCGUCAUCGAGCCGACGUCCGGCAAAGGCCCGGACGUCCACUUCAUCUACCGAGCGGAGGAACUGCGUCUGACCCCGGGGGACUGCGGUCACGGCUUCAACAUGUCCUCCGUGGCCCUGGAAAACUACCUGAAAAGCCCCGCCCAGGCCUUCCACCUGAGGCACAAAAGGGACGCGCAGAAAACCACCAAAUAUGUGGAGCUGAUCAUCGUUGCAGACAACCGAGAGUUUCAAAAACACGGGAGUGACGUGGAGAGGGUGAAACAGAGACUUGCAGAAAUCGCUAAUUAUGUGGACAAGUUUUACAGAGCGCUGAACAUCCGUGUGGCCUUGGUCGGUCUGGAGGUGUGGAGCGACCACGACAAAUGUCCCAUCACGCAGGAUCCCUUCACCACCCUUCACGAGUUCCUAGACUGGCGCAAAGUCAAGCUGCUUCCCAAGAAACCUCACGACAACGCUCAGCUCAUAAGCGGGGUCUACUUCCAGGGCACCACCAUUGGCAUGGCGCCCAUCAUGAGCAUGUGCACGGCCGAGCAGUCUGGAGGCAUCGUCAUGGAUCACUCCGAGAACCCGCUGGGUGCCGCCGUGACGUUGGCUCACGAGCUGGGCCACAAUUUUGGCAUGAAUCACGACACGCCGGAGCGCGGCUGCGGCUGCAAGAUGACGGUGGAUCGCGGCGGCUGCAUCAUGACGCCCUCCACGGGAUAUCCGUUCCCAACGGUGUUCAGCACGUGCAGCAAGAAGGACCUCGCAGCCAGUCUGGAGAAAGGCGUGGGCAUGUGUCUGUACAACAUGCCAGAGGUCAAGGUGCUCUACGGGGGCCAGAAGUGCGGCAACGGCUACGUAGAGGAAGGGGAGGAGUGUGACUGCGGAGAGCUUGAGGAAUGUUUGAAUCCGUGCUGCAACGCCACCACGUGCACACUGAAAGGAGAUGCCGUGUGUGCCCACGGACAGUGCUGUGAAGACUGCCAGCUCAAACCAGCAGGCACCAUGUGUCGCGAGUCCGGCAACUCCUGCGACCUGCCAGAGUUCUGCACUGGCGCCGACCCUCACUGCCCGGCCAACGUUUAUCUCCAUGACGGCCACGCCUGUCACGUCGUGGAGGGCUACUGCUACAACGGCAUCUGUCAGACGCACGAGCAGCAGUGCAUCACCCUAUGGGGUCCAGGAGCCAAGCCAGCCCCGGGGAUCUGCUUUGAGCGAGUCAACUCCGCAGGGGAUCCUUACGGGAACUGUGGGAAGGAUUCCAAAGGCUCCUUUGCCAAAUGCGAUGCAAGGGAUGCAAAGUGUGGUAAAAUCCAGUGCCAGGGCGGCGCCAACCGGCCAGUGAUUGGCACCAACGCCGUUUCCAUCGAAACCAACAUCCCACUCCAGGUGGGGGGUCGCAUCCUAUGUCGAGGGACGCAUGUUUACCUGGGAGAUGACAUGCCAGAUCCCGGUCUUGUUCUGGCUGGCACCAAAUGUGGAGACGGGAGGGUGUGUCUGAAUCGCCAAUGCCAGAACGUCAGCGUCUUCGGCGUGCACGAGUGCUCGGGAAAGUGCAACGGACGUGGGGUGUGCAACAACAAGAAGAACUGCCACUGCGAAGCACACUGGGCGCCCCCAUUCUGCGAAGGGGCCGGCUUCGGCGGAAGCAUCGACAGCGGGCCGACAAGAUUGGCAGCCGACGGCGUGCUGCUCAUCGUGGCCGUCCUGGUGACCAUGAGUGGCCUGCUGCUGGCCAGCGGCCUCGUCUUCCUCAAGAGGAAGACGCUGCUGCGACUGCUCUUCACCCACAGGAAGAGCACCUUGGAGAAGCUCAGAUCCAUCGAGGCCAAGAGACCCACCAGCCCUGCCAGGACCCAGUCCAUGUGCAGACCGUUCCCACAACGUAAACCUCCUCCUAAACCCUGUGGAGCCAGCAUUUACAAGCCGUCCCUCCUGAGUGCCGAGCCCCUGCUCCCGGCGCACAAGUUCCACUCGCACAGCCUGCGCCGCCUGCCGCUCUACCAGCCGCUGCACAUCAGCCAGCCCAUGCCCGUGUCGCUCAGCGUAGGCCAGCCCACCCUGCCUCCUCUGCCCGCCCGACACAGGCUGCCUCCGGCCCAGCGCCAUGACAGCACUCCGUCGCCGCCCGGCGUGCCGCCUUUCUUCAGUCUGCCCCGCCAGCCCGUGUCCUACCGACUGGGCCAGGACUUCGACAAGCCGAGUCCCCCCCAGAAGCCGCUUCCCGCCGACCCGCUGGGCCGAAAAGCUCGCCUGGGUCACGGGGCCUCCGUGUCGGGCCUUCACGUCCCCGGGAGAGGACCGCUGCCCAUCCCGAUCCCCACUGUGCCCAAGCCGCCACCCGCCAUCCCGUUCCCCUUCAGACCCGCACCAGUGUUGCCCUACAGACCACCAAAGACCCCCAAAGACUGCUGAGCACAUCUCCCAGACAGAGGGAGUCUCUCUCGCUCUCGCUCUCUCUCUUUCUCUCUCUCUCUCUCUCUCUCUCUCUCUCUCUCUCUCUCUCUCUCUCUCUCUCUCUCUCUCUCUCUCUCUCUCUCUCGCAUACUUUUAUUUGCACUAAUUCAUCACUAAGGCUCAGCUGGACUGGUCAUUAGGCCCUAGACUGGACACCAAGUAUGUAAAAAGAGCGGCGGAACGUUUGCUUGUGACACUUUUUUGGACAUUUGAAAGCAAAAAACAAAAAAAUGAACACUGGCGUCACGCCGGUGGUGCUUUCUAACUUAAAGGUGCUCUAUCUUGUCCUCGCUCAGGUACCAAUGGACUAUUUAUUAUUUUAUUUGUGCACGCUCUUCCGAAACCAGGAAGGUUGGACGUUCAUGGAGAAGGUGUUUUAUACAUUUAGGAAGCAAAAUGUAUGUGUUUUAAAACAUCAAGAUGCAAGGACAAAAGGGAACUAAGUGAGUUUGUCCUCCUUAAUUAAACAAAAUCUGUUUGUUCUGUGUAAAUUCAGCAAAAAACAACAACAUGGCAAUUCAUGGACUGGUUGGUUUAAAAAGAAAAAUGAAGAUAUUGGAUAAUCUUCAUGUUGAAUUUCUUCUUAGUCACAAACUUAUCAAUACAUAAUGACACCAAUUAUUUUGGAGUUUACAGCCACGCGUGAUGAUGUCAUCAGCACAUUUUUCUGUCCAGCGAACUGUUGGUUUUGUGUCUGGAGCAUUGCGCUUUGGAUUUUUGUACAAUUUGUGCUUUACCGCAAUGUGUUUUCUCCUUAGCCUCCCUUUUGCUUAUUCCAUCAGCGUGUUCAGUGACACGUGCGAGUAGGCAAGGUCAUAGUGCGGAAUACUUGUGCAACUUUUGUCUUUAUGCCGUUUGUACAUCCUAAAUGUAUUCUUUUCUUCGCAUAAAGGCAACAAAAGCCAUGUAAGGACCACUG